Molecule: messenger RNA, 1695 nt
Organism: Labeo rohita (rohu)
Lineage: Eukaryota; Metazoa; Chordata; Actinopteri; Cypriniformes; Cyprinidae
Product: P2Y purinoceptor 14-like
Exons: 3
Coding region: 80-1198 (372 amino acids)
Biological process (GO): G protein-coupled receptor signaling pathway
Cellular component (GO): membrane
Molecular function (GO): G protein-coupled purinergic nucleotide receptor activity
Source: RefSeq, a predicted model, not a curated record
ACAUGUUACAAAAGGAAGUAAAUGAAAAACACCAACUCUAGAUCAAAGCUCAGUGGACAGCUACAAGUGAGGAUUCCAAAUGGAGUCAGCAGUUUCACAAAUUCUUCGAACUGCAGCACCACUAACCACUGCCCUGGAUGACAUCACAGCAAAUACAACUGGCACAGAAAUAAAUGCUUCCUGUGAAUUUUCAAAGAUCCCCUCUCACCCUGCUUUCAUAUUUGCAUACUCACUAGUGUUUCUCGUCAGUCUGGUGCUUAACUGCAUCACAAUGCGGGUUUAUUUCUGCACUAAUCAGCGCAUCCAGUCCAGUGUCACGGUCUACAUGAAGAACCUCGCCGCAGCUGACUUCUUCCUUUGCCUUUGUUUGCCUUUGCGCAUUGCUAACUAUGCCAACAGUUCAGAUAUAAUGCGCAAUAUUUACUGCAGCUUCGGUGCAUCGGCAUUCUAUAUAAACAUGUAUGCAAGCAUUCUCUUCAUGGACUUUAUUGCAGCAAACAGGUACCUGAAGAUUGUCCGGCCACUGGAGACUCAUGCUCUGCAGACGGUUCGUACCGCUCGACACAUUUCCAUAGGAGCGUGGCUUUCCCUGUUAGCCAUGUCUUCUGUAUACUUGCUCCUUUUUCUCCUGACCUCUUGGGGUCACGUUCAUAAGCCUGAGAAAAGUGGCUGCGAGGCCUUACACAGUCCCCAGCUCAGUUUGGUCUACAAAAUCACUCACAGUGUGUCUAUGAUUCUCUUCACCUUUGUGCUGGUGUCUCUGAUUGCGUUGUACUGGGGGACUUUGCAAAAGAUUAGACAAGCUCAGUUGUCCACACAGACCACAUCCAGAAGCCAGAAAUUCAAGAAAUCAAAGCGUAAUAUGUUGGUACUGGUGGUGGUUUUUUGUGUGUGCUUUGUGCCCUACCAUUUGGUUAGGCUGCCUUAUGCAUUCAUCAAACCUCAGACAAAACUCUGCACAGCGCAGGCAUUCUACGUCCUGAAGGAGCUGACGAUCCUGCUAUCAGUGCUAAAUGCCUGUUUGGAUCCACUUAUAUAUUUUAUCUUCUGUAAGGCCUUCAGAGCCCAGCUGGGCUUCAAGAAAAUGUCAGAUUCGAUGAGAGACAGUGACGAUAAAAGCCAGCAAAGACGAAUGAGCAACAUGAUGAGCUACAUUGAGACAAAGAUAUCCACGUUACGACGUGAAAGUGUCAUUUAACACAACUUUGUCCUACUAACCACAAGACACACUUUGCAAUGCAGAUGAAGGCUCAUUAAAUCGAACGCAUUAUAGUAAAUUUUUUUCUCAUGCAGCAUUUUACUUUUAGUUUCACUUGAUUACAGUGUGAAGAUGAUCUAAUAGUGAUUGUUGCAAGAAAUUCAUUUUGAAAAUUCAAACUGACAUUUUAUCUUGAGAGUCUAGAUUUUAUCUUGAGACUCUAGGACUGUAGAUGUCUUUUUCUACCUGACCACCAAAAAUGUGGAAAGUGGAUUUGCAGAUAUGCUUGAUUUUCAUAAGUUACAGUGCAAUAUAAUGAAUAAAUGUUUAAUUAAAAAUUGUUAAUAUAUAUAUAUAUAUAUAUAUCCUAAUACUGUGUGUAUACAUUACUGUUCAAAAGUUUGUCUUUUAAAAAAACAUGUUAACAAACAAAAAUAUUUCUUUCAAAUAACUGCUGUUUUUCUAUUGUUUUUUUUUUUUUUUUUUUUUUUGUUUUU